This is a messenger RNA of Pleuronectes platessa (European plaice), 987 nucleotides long. Its product is annotated as proteasome subunit alpha type-6. NCBI's taxonomy places the organism in Eukaryota, Metazoa, Chordata, Actinopteri, Pleuronectiformes, Pleuronectidae. Bases 109 to 849 code for a protein of 246 amino acids. The record is from RefSeq and is a predicted model, not a curated record. The transcript has 7 exons. Gene Ontology annotation, cellular component: proteasome core complex; cytosol; proteasome core complex, alpha-subunit complex. Gene Ontology annotation, biological process: ubiquitin-dependent protein catabolic process.
UCUGGUCCCUUCAGCUCAACUUCCGGGUGGAAACUGUGUGUAUUAAUUAGAUUCUGCCUGCAAUAAUUCAUCUGGACGAACUUUGUCGGCCCCGCUAACCUGUGUAAAAUGUCCCGAGGCUCGAGUGCGGGGUUCGACCGACACAUAACCAUCUUCUCUCCCGAGGGAAGGCUCUACCAAGUCGAAUAUGCUUUCAAGGCCAUCAACCAAGGUGGACUCACGUCAGUAGCCAUCAGGGGGAAGGACUGUGCGAUUGUUGUAACACAGAAAAAAGUGCCGGACAAGCUCCUGGAUUCCAACACAAUGACUCACCUUUUCAGAAUAACAGAUAAUAUUGGAUGCGUAAUGUCUGGGAUGACGGCUGACAGCAGGUCCCAAGUGCAGCGAGCUCGCUAUGAGGCGGCCAACUGGCAGUACAAGUACGGUUAUGAGAUUCCAGUGGACAUGCUGUGUAAGAGGAUGGCGGACAUCUCACAAGUCUACACGCAGAAUGCUGAAAUGCGACCACUGGGCUGCUGUAUGAUUGUGAUCGGCAUAGAUGAGGAGUUAGGCCCCCAGGUGUACAAGUGCGACCCAGCAGGCUACUACUGCGGCUUCAAGGCCACCGCCUCUGGAGUCAAGCAGACAGAAGCCACCAGCUUCCUGGAGAAGAAAGUGAAGAAGAAAUUGGACUGGACCUUUGAACAGACUAUUGAGACGGCAAUUUCAUGUAUGUCAACUGUUCUUUCCAUUGACUUCAAGCCCUCUGAGCUCGAGGUGGGCGUCAUCACAACACAAGACCCCAAGUUCAGGAUUUUGACAGAGACUGAAGUGGACGUCCACCUGAUGGCCCUGGCCGAGCGCGACUGAGCGGCCUCCAGUUAGAUUAAAGCUAGAGCAUGAUGGGAUCUGCAGUUCCCAGAUGGAGGAUGGUGUUAUCUUUGUUUGCUGUACAUUUACCCCACUGUUUCAUUCAACAAUAAAAAAAAAUAUGUUUUUGGAGUAAAA